CUUUGUAGUCAUCUUGAAUACAAAAAAAGUACUUCAAUAUGCCUCCGAAAGUCCAGCAAAAGUCGAAGGAGCAGAAAAUGGCCGCCGCCAUGGCGGGUGGCAAAGGAAAGAAGAAGAAGUGGUCCAAGGGUAAGAGCCGCGACAAGGUCGAUAAUAAGGUUCUCAUGAGUAAGGAACAAUUCGAUCGCCUACAUGAGGAAGUCCCUAAGAUGAAGCUAAUUACUGUUUCCGCGGUUGUGGAAAAGCUUAAGAUCUCGGGAGGACUUGCCAGGCGAGCACUUCGGGAUCUUGCGGACGAGGGUAAGAUUCGCCCUGUCUGCCUUUCUCGGGCGCAACAAAUUUACACUCGCCAUGUUGGAGAUGAAGAGUAAACUAAAACGCACAGCAAAUUUAUU
This is a messenger RNA of Phaeodactylum tricornutum CCAP 1055/1, 395 nucleotides long. RefSeq lists its product with no specific name. NCBI's taxonomy places the organism in Eukaryota, Bacillariophyta, Bacillariophyceae, Surirellales, Neidiaceae. Gene Ontology annotation, molecular function: structural constituent of ribosome. Bases 39 to 371 code for a protein of 110 amino acids. The record is from RefSeq and is a predicted model, not a curated record. Gene Ontology annotation, cellular component: cytosolic small ribosomal subunit. The transcript is spliced from 2 exons.